Molecule: messenger RNA, 567 nt
Organism: Volvox carteri f. nagariensis
Lineage: Eukaryota; Viridiplantae; Chlorophyta; Chlorophyceae; Chlamydomonadales; Volvocaceae
Exons: 2
Source: RefSeq, a predicted model, not a curated record
AUGACUACUACUAAGACUACUACUAAGACUACUAAGACUACUACUAAGACUACUACUAAGACUACUACUAAGACUACUACUAAGACUACUAAGACUACUAUUACUAAGGCUAAGACUACUACUAAGACUACUACUACUAAGACUAAGACUACUACUAAGACUACUGCUAAGACAACUACUAAGACUAAGACUACUACUAAGACUACUAAGACUACUAAGACUACUAAGACUACUACUACUAAGACUAAGACUACUACUAAGACUAAGACUACUACUACUAAGACUACUAAGACUACUACUACUAAGACUAAGACUACUAAGACUAAGACUACUGCUAAGACAACUACUAAGACUAAGACUACUAAGACUAAGACUACUAAGACUAAGACUACUAAGACUAAGACUACUAAGACUAAGACUACUAAGACUAAGACUAAAACUACUAAGACUAAAACUACUAAGACUACUACUACUAAGACUAAGACUACUAAGACUAGGACUACUGCUAAGACAACUACUAAGACUAAGACUAAGACUAAGACUAAGACUACUACUAAGACUAAGACU